Messenger RNA from Galleria mellonella (greater wax moth), 1218 nucleotides. RefSeq lists its product as uncharacterized. Lineage: Eukaryota; Metazoa; Arthropoda; Insecta; Lepidoptera; Pyralidae. The transcript has 2 exons. Gene Ontology annotation, molecular function: protein binding. Bases 85 to 981 code for a protein of 298 amino acids. The record is from RefSeq and is a predicted model, not a curated record.
CAAACUACUAGUCGACGAUGUUAUUGCACUCCUAACAGGCGGACGAUACGCAUACCUUGAGAGACGAGCUGUCAUGAAUCCAAAAUGCGUUCAUUAGAGGGCAUCUUCACUGCAGUACUAGCGAUCUUCACCAUCAAUAUAAAUCUCCACAGUGCGGAGAAAUGCGAACGGACGAAAAUAGGCAAUGAAUAUUACAAACGCCAACUCAUUGCUACCAUUGACGGCUACCCAACUGGUAUGGUUGUAGAUCCAAGAACCGAACACAUAUUUUUUAUACUACAUAAAAGAAAUUACACCAAAGGCAUACAUCUUCUCAAACACGGUUCUUUAGGAGUGAAGGAGCUGCCGAUUGCUGAUGAUAUAAAUGGACAAUGCGUUGGCGUUGAUGUGGCAAAUAACGUAAUUUAUAUAGGAACGAAUCAAGGCUUGAUUAUCUACGACUAUUCAAGAACUGAAAUCACAGCAGACAGACCCAUUGGAGAUGACGACGUGAAAAAUAUAUUUAUUGAUAAAGCUGACAACAGAAUGUAUAUAACGACCGGAUCGAAUCACGAAAUAUUUAGAUUCAUGAAUGACAGUGCAGCUGUUAAAAGAUAUGAUAAAAUACCGAGAGCGUAUAGUUUCGUUCUCGAUGCAAAGGGCAAUGCUUUUUAUGAAUACGUCGACGGCAGAUUGUAUUUCUUUUCAAUGGACUUGUACGAGCCGGUCCAGUAUAAAGGUUUCACGAGAGAAUUAAAAUAUAUUCUGCAAUUGAAUAACGACGAUGAAGCGAUAGUUGCAGUCAAAGGUUCUCUGUUUAGAUUGUUCACGAAUAGUAUUUUGCCUGUUAAAAUAGGACAGUUGGAUUUUAAAAUCACAGCAAUGACGUUUGACAAUAAGAAUAAUAUUCUAAUUGGAACUAAAGGAAAGAUUUACAGAUACAAGCCCAUUGAUACCAAUGAUCCGUGCCCCCCUGAUGAUUAUUUUAUGUCUAGCAUUUAAAGUCAUGGUCAUAUUUGUGUAAGAUUUUGCAGAGUUACACCUAUAUUUACUGUAAUCUGCAGAAAAUUUUGACGUACGAUUGAGUUCCUCCAAAUCCUUUUGUUUCUUCUAGAUCUUUGGCUUCAACAGUUAGUAUUAUAUAAAUAAUCUUUUAAGAUUUACUUCAAGAUAUAUUCAUAAAAUUAAAAAUAUAAAAAAAAUUAAAUGUAGAGUCAAUUAUUACCUAUGUAAUUUUAU